Molecule: messenger RNA, 1050 nt
Organism: Aureobasidium pullulans EXF-150
Lineage: Eukaryota; Fungi; Ascomycota; Dothideomycetes; Dothideales; Saccotheciaceae
Product: UPF0157-domain-containing protein
Exons: 1
Coding region: 93-716 (207 amino acids)
Source: RefSeq, a predicted model, not a curated record
AAACAAACAUCAAACAUCAAAAAUCAAACAUCGGAAAAACCAGAAUAACCAAAGGCCUUUGUUUUCCAUAGGAUUCAACAUACCAUCUCCCGAUGUCACCGCCAAUCGAAGAAAUCCUAGCAGACUACGACUGGCAACCUGAACUUGUCGAACGCAUCUCUUACCGUGACGUCGCUACCCCCAUAAAGAUCCAUCCUCCAAACCCAGCGUGGCCCCAGAUAUUUCUCGGAAUCAGAAAUCGCAUCAUUGCCGCGCUGGGCGAAACCGCUCUCUCUGUAAACCACGUCGGAUCAACCAGUGUGCCCGGUCUCUCCGCCAAAGACAUCAUCGACAUCGACCUAGUGGUCCAAGACUCCACCGAUGAAAGCGCUUAUGUAAAAGCUCUCGAGUCUGCAGGAUUUAAUUUCCUGCUCCGCGAGCGUCAUUGGCAUGAACAUCGAUUCUUCUACACUUCUGCGCCGCAAGCGAUAAACCUACACGUUUGGGGUCCAGAUUGUGCGGAAGUGGCACGACAUCAGAUCUUCCGUCAACGUUUACUCGGACAUCCUGGAGAUUUGGCCAUGUAUGCUGAGUGCAAGGAUGUAGCGGCGAGGGAGACCAGGGAAGAUGGUGGGGAUAUGAAUGAAUAUACUGCGAGAAAGACGGAGGUCAUCAAGAAGAUUUUGAGGAAUGCUUUUGUGCAAUUGGGGUAUAUUAGUGGCAAUGAGGGUUAUUAGAUGAUUAUAGAGUGAGCAUUUUGGCGUCUGUGGCCAAUGUCGGUCUUUGGGGGACACCAGAAUGGAGAUUCAGCAUGACAUUCGACGUACAUAGGUGUGCUUGUUAUAGAUGUUUGUCCGGGAGCUAUUUGUGGCAUACAUGGAGGGUCACAUACAAGACAAAGAUCAAGACCUGUGUUCAAGCGGUUGCUGUCAGUAUCUCGGCUUUCGCACGCGCGCGCCUAUCAGGCAGCGACACGCAGGACAAGGCGCGUUAUGCAACAACGCUAGAAUUGCAGUCCAACGCCAUUUUCGACACGCAAAGCUAUGUUUGACGACAUUCAUCCUUCUCGGU